GAGCCGGGAGCCUGUGGGUGCUCAUAUGUAUGCCGACCGGUGCGCGGGCGCGAGAUAGGGCUGUGGUUUAUUUGUGUGUUUAUUCGCCGGCCGGCUGGGAAGCUAGAAUCGGAGGAUCCGAGGAGUAGAUCUAGGGCGAAGGGAAGCAGAACUGGGACUCAGUUGGGUUUUGUUUCUCUUUGCAAAACGUGGUGGGCUCUUUUUUCCUGACUAGACUUGACCAGCCCCCCGCCCCAGGUUUUUUUUUGGGGGGGGGAGGGGCACCGUGGCCGUGCGCUCUGGAGGGUCUCCAGCGCUCCGGGCCCUUCUCGGCUCUCGGCGGGACCCGCCGUGGCGCCGGAGCUCGCAGUUGCGCUCCCGGCCGCGCUCGGUGGGUGCUCGGCUUUGCACCUGAUGCGUUCGGGAUGCUUUUCUCACCCCAGCAACCUUGCGGCUCGCUUGCAGAGCCACUGGAACUCCCGCACGCGCUCGAAAUGCGCACGAUCUCGCCGGCCCGCGGACCCGCUGGAACGCACAGACGCGCUCGGCAGAGACUCGCUCGCCAAGCUCCCCGGGACGCUCGCAAUGUGCUUGGGCCCGGCGCGCCGGCUGCUGGGCGCCACCAGCCCGAAGCCCGGGACCUUGCUCAUCGCUUCCAGGGGUCACGGCCCUGGGGCGGAGAGGGAGAGCCCGCAGACCCCUUUUCGUCUUUCCUCCCCCAACUCGCUGUCGGGCUUUUGUGCUUCUCCUUCGCCGCGGGGCGGGUCAGCCUCCUCGCAGCUCUCGCCCAGGCGUCCGGCCCGCCCGGAGUCUCGCCUUUCGUCCGGGUCUCUUUCGCUUUCCCUCUUGCUAGCCCGACUGCCUUUCUCUUUUCCGUCUGGCUCCCUCGGAAAAGUUGCUUCUCCAAGUUUGCUGAAGUCUUCAAGUCUCCGUGGGGGUGGCUGAGAUCUAGGGGUGUAUGAGAGCGCGAUCGAUCCCCGGAGCUCGAGAGGGUUAGCGCUGGCUUUCCCUCGCGCCGCAGGGCUGGGCGCUGCAACCAGCGCCAGCCGGAUCGCGGGCGCCAAGCCGCGGGUGGCGGGGACCGCUGACCGAGGUCCCCCUGAUUUCCCUCAGGACCCAAGGAGUUUGCGUCGGGGAAGGAAUUCGGCCCAGGAAAUCCACCCUGCCCCACCACGCAGAGCCAGGAAGGAAAGAGAGCCUCAUGCCUAAGCCUCGGGGCGCACCAUGGAUCUGACAAAGAUGGGCAUGAUCCAGCUGCAGAACCCCAGCCACCCCACGGGGCUCCUGUGCAAGGCCAACCAGAUGCGGCUGGCCGGGACGCUGUGCGAUGUGGUCAUCAUGGUGGACAGCCAGGAGUUCCAUGCCCACCGGACCGUGCUGGCCUGCACCAGCAAGAUGUUUGAGAUCCUCUUCCACCGCAACAGCCAGCACUAUACUCUGGACUUCCUCUCUCCAAAGACCUUCCAGCAGAUUCUGGAGUAUGCAUACACGGCCACGCUGCAAGCCAAGGCGGAAGACCUGGAUGACCUGCUGUAUGCGGCUGAGAUCCUGGAGAUUGAGUACCUGGAGGAGCAGUGCCUGAAGAUCCUGGAGACCAUCCAAGCCUCAGACGACAAUGACACGGAGGCCACCAUGGCGGAUGGCGGGGCCGAGGAAGAAGAGGACCGCAAGGCUCGGUAUCUCAAGAACAUCUUCAUCUCGAAGCAUUCCAGUGAGGAGAGUGGGUAUGCCAGCGUGGCUGCCCAGAGCCUCCCUGGGCCCAUGGUGGACCAGAGCCCUUCUGUCUCCACCUCGUUUGGUCUUUCAGCCAUGAGUCCCACCAAGGCGGCGGUGGACAGUUUGAUGACCAUAGGGCAGUCUCUCCUGCAGGGGGCUCUUCAGCCUCCUGCCGGGCCUGAGGAGCCGACUCUGGCCGGGGGAGGUCGGCACCCUGCGGUGGCCGAGGUGAAGCCGGAGAUGAUGCAGGUGGAUGAGGUGCCCGGCCAGGACAGCCCUGGGGCAGCCGAGUCUAGCAUCUUGGCUGGGAUGGGGGACAAGGUUGAGGAAAGGGGGAAGGAGGGGCCCGGAACCCCAACUCGGAGCAGCGUCAUCACCAGCGCUCGGGAGCUGCACUAUGGACGCGAGGAGAGUGCUGAGCAGCUGCCCCCUCCCACCGAGGCUGGCCAGGGCCCCCCAGGCCGACCAGAGCCUCCCGCGCCCCCAGCCGAGAAGCACCUGGGCAUCUACCCCGUGUUGCCCAACCACAAGGCCGAUGCCGUGUUGAGCAUGCCAUCCUCGGUGACCUCCGGCCUCCACGUGCAGCCCACCCUGGCUGUCUCCAUGGACUUUAGCACCUACGGGGGUCUGCUGCCCCAGGGCUUCAUCCAGAGGGAGCUAUUCAGCAAGCUGGGGGAGCUGGCUGUGGGCAUGAAGUCAGAGAGUCGCAGCGUCGGGGAGCAGUGCAGCGUGUGCGGGGUGGAGCUUCCUGACAACGAGGCAGUGGAGCAGCACAGGAAGCUGCACAGUGGGAUGAAGACGUACGGGUGUGAGCUCUGCGGAAAGCGGUUCCUGGAUAGUUUGCGACUGAGAAUGCACUUACUGGCUCAUUCAGCGGGUGCCAAAGCCUUUGUCUGUGAUCAGUGCGGUGCCCAGUUUUCGAAGGAGGAUGCCCUGGAGACACACAGGCAGACCCAUACCGGCACGGACAUGGCUGUCUUCUGUCUGCUGUGCGGGAAGCGUUUCCAGGCCCAGAGCGCGCUCCAGCAGCACAUGGAAGUCCACGCGGGCGUACGCAGCUACAUCUGCAGCGAGUGCAACCGCACCUUCCCCAGCCACACCGCCCUCAAACGCCACCUGCGCUCACAUACAGGUGACCACCCGUAUGAGUGUGAGUUCUGUGGCAGCUGCUUCCGGGAUGAGAGCACACUCAAGAGCCACAAGCGCAUCCACACGGGCGAGAAACCCUACGAGUGCAAUGGCUGUGGCAAGAAGUUCAGCCUCAAGCACCAGCUGGAGACGCACUAUCGAGUGCAUACAGGAGAGAAGCCCUUCGAGUGUAAGCUGUGCCAUCAGCGCUCCCGGGACUACUCGGCCAUGAUCAAGCACCUGCGGACCCACAACGGCGCCUCGCCCUACCAGUGCACCAUCUGCACGGAGUACUGCCCCAGCCUGUCCUCCAUGCAGAAGCACAUGAAGGGCCACAAGCCCGAGGAGAUCCCGCCCGACUGGAGGAUAGAGAAGACGUACCUCUACCUGUGUUACGUGUGAGGCCAGCCUGCGGCCACGGCGGAGGAGCAGGAGCAGGAGAAGCGUUAGAGCAGGAUGACGUCCAGAAGGACUGUGCAAAAACCACCACAAAAAACAAAAAGCAAACAAAAAAAGAAAGAAAAAGAGAGAGAAGGACAAGGGAACCUGGGGGCUGUCUGGCUCUGGAUUCCCUCUGGGGCUCCAGGUGACCUGGCUGCCUGGCCGAGCCCCCUGCCACCCGAGGGCCUGGCCCUCCUUUCCUGGCUGGAGGUCGGCCAGCUCUUCUUGGGUGGGGGGUGGGGGGGAUUUUGUUCAGCUCAGAUGGUGGGAUGUUUUUCUCUUCCUUCCACUCAGAUCCUCCUUUUGUGUCCAGAGGUGGCGUCCAGGCGGGGAGGGAAGGAUUCUCUGGUUGGAGUCAAACCAUCUUUGCCUGCCAUCCUCUCACGACUCCUGGGAAGACAGGGCUGAGGGAUGGGUGGGGUGGGAGGUUGCGGAGAGGGGGCCUGCAGGCGGUGGGGCUGGGCUGGGUCGCUGGUUGAUGCUCACAAAGGCAGCUCUGGUUUGCUGGGGGCAGACGGGGGCAGGGAGGGGCGCCUCUACGCUUCCCCCGCUCCAUCCAUUGUUGGCUCUUCUCCACUCAGCCAUGCCGGGUGGCCCCUCGUGGUCUUCAGGGCCCUUUCCCCCAAUCCUGUGGCCCCCUGGCUCCCUUCCUCGCCCCUCCCUUGUGGACCAGGGGUGUCUCCCUCCUCCCAGUUGGGAAGCUGUGAGACUCCAGAGCCCCUGCCGGCACUCAUGGCUUUCUGAGAACGUGGACAAAGUCAGUGGAAAAGCCCACCCCGUCCAGCCCUGUGCUGAGCGAGAUUCCUGCUGAGCUGCUUCUGCUUCUAGAGUGGAAAAAAGGAGCAACUUGAUAUACACCGUCCCACCAAACACACGCAAAUCCCUACAGCCCUCCUCAGCCCCCCGGAGGAGGAAUCCGUGAAAGGGUGCGUUGCCCACGAGGGCCUGGGUGUCUUCCUCCAGAGGCACCUACACCGGGCGGGGACACCUGCCCUGGGAGGGAGGUGGGGAGUUGUGCUGGGGACCUUUGAACACGUGGGCCCCCGACCUGGUGAGCUCUGUGGGAAAACCCAGGUCCAGAGGGGCACAGGAUUCCUGGCUCCCAGGGCGCCCCCAGUCCACAGGGAGACAGAGGAGGAGGUGGAGGUGUUGAAAGCGCUUUGCCUUGCGUUAUGUUUUGCUUCUUUUCUGUGUCCUCUGUUCACCUAUUAGCACAUUGUACUUGAAUUACCUCAGUUUUUUGUGACCUCAUGAGCUUUUUUGACCCCUGUAUCUCUUUUUUGGUUGGGGGUUGGAGGAAUGGGGAGAGUGUUCUUUUCUGUUGCUUGUGUAAACUAAGAGCUGGUUUAAUAGACGCCAGCCAGCCGAGGCCCUCCCCAUCCCCCGGCGACGAGCCUCCCAGGUGCAGGGAGCCGGGCAGAAGGAGCAGAGGACUCAGGAUCUGAAUGUGAGGGCCGGGCCAAGGUGGGUGCCGGGGAUGGGGGACCGGGGGCACAACAGAAUCACGGCUGGCUCUGCCCAGGGCGUGACGUCAUCGCGCCCAGCAUCGCCUCCGCCUGAAACCCUGAAACGGUCUGGAGAGAAUUCCACCUUUCCUGUGGUUUGCUGGGUCACCCAGGUCUCGGGGCCCGUGUUUCUCAGAUCCUUGCAACUGCCUGGCCCCACCUCGGUGUGCAUUAUCAUGGCCAAAACUGGUCUCUUUGCAGGCCGUUUGGGGACGAGCUGGCCUUGUGUGUUGUCCUGAUGGGGCGGGGGGUGUUGUUUUUCUAAAAGCUACCUCUUAUGUUCGUCCAGUUCUUUUGUUCCCUUCAUGCCUCCCAUCCUGCUGCUCUGCUCCCCCCGCCUCCUCCCCAGCCUCCCCUCCCUGAAUUUUUGGAAAAGCACAUUUGCAAUAUUUGUGUUCGCUUUGGGACGGGUCUUCCGUUUCAUCUCAUGCUUUAUUUGUAAGAUGUGUGUGUGUUUUUCUUUCCUUUCUCUCUCUGAGAAAGUUGUGGCUGCGUUUUUAUCUUAGGUUUUAAAAAGUGGUAUAGGGAAGCGGUUUUGGGGGAGAAGGGUUGUGAGGAAUACAGGGAAGUCGGAGGGAUGGAUGCUGCUGUGACCCCCCUGUCCCUCGGCCCCAUCCCUCCUCCCUCCCCUGCAAUCUCACCCACCAAAUCUGAAGGCCUUAAAAAUUGUGUGUUGUGGGGGGUAUGGACUGGGGAGACUGUGUCGCUAGACUGUUGAUUGGGGGUGAUAACAUAGGGAGGAUGCUAUUUUGCAACUAUAAUAAUGACUUAGUGCUUUGGAAAGGAAAAAGAAGUUAAACUUGAACUACAUGACUAGAGCAGUUGUGUUUAUAAUGUGAAGUGUGGACUCGUUGGGGGAGGGGCAGUCUGUAAGAAACCUUUGUGCACUAUUGCUGCCCUCCCCCAAUCUGGGAAGAACUGGGGACUGGCUGGCCCUUAGGGGAUCUGUCAAUCCCAGAAAACAGUAUUUGAACAGCAAGAUGUCAUGCAACUUUGGUGGGGGAAGGAAAAAAAAAGGCAAACUAUUCCAUAGACCCAGCUGACACCUCUUCCUCUCCUGCACCCUUCCCAGCCAGCCUGGGUCUCCGCCCCUGUUUGUAAAGGCUGAAAGGGUUGAGCUGAUAUUUACAAAUUGUAAUAUUUUUGUAAUAUUUGUUAGUUCCUUCAUCAGUUCUCCUGGACCUUGCCCUUUCCUUUUGUAAUGUGAAUAGGGAAAAAACAAAAAAACAAAAAAGAUUAAAAAAAAAACAAACAAAACAACCCCUCACCACCACCACCAACAAACCAUCCCUUUGUACGUGCGUGUGUGUGCGUGGGCUUAUGGUGUGCGGUUGUGUGUUAAAUCAUGCAGUGUUGUUGUAAUCUGGUGUUGCGGCUUUGGAUGGUACUCAAUCAGCCCCUGCCUGCCCCCCCACCCCCACCCCGCCAUCCCCGAAGGAUCCCGGUCGGGAGGCGGCGGGAGAGAGAGGGUCAGGCCAGGGGUUUCUGAAGGAUGCUGAGUGGGGAGACCUCUGUCCUCGGUUCACCCCUCCUCUCCCACGCUGAAGAGACGCCUCCAACGGGCUUCUUUCCCAGCUUCCUACUCAUAAAGACAAAAAAUUCUGACCUUGCCAAGGCAGCCAGGCUCCAUGGCCAAGGUGAAGGUCAGAAAUUAUCCAGAGGCUUUAGAUGUGUCUGGACACAGAGGGCUGGGGUGCUGAGGAGGUGCGAUCGGGGUGUUUUUACUUCCCUCUUCUUUGUGCCAUCUGGCCCCUUGGCCACCCCGCUGCCCUUGGCUGUGGUCCUGCUGACAACCCUGCUUGCUGCCGCCUCAUCCACCACAGUGAGCUCCUCCAGCCUGGAAAGUCCAAGUUGAUCGGGAGCCCCUUUCCUCUGUCCAGCUCCUAUCCGCCUGUCCCUUAAUGCUUUGGGUGACAUGUCCCUCCUCCUCGCCUGUGCUCCUUCCCUGUUCAGUCCUUGACUCAUUCAAAGCAUUCAAAUCCUAUGUGUAUAUAGGAUAGACACAUAUAGAGAGAGAUAUAUAUAGCAAGAGAGAGAUAUAAAAUAGUAAAUAUCAUUGCUGCUUUGGAGGAGGCCACGAAUACGGGGAAGGUAGAUUUGGGGAUGUCGCGGGGGGUGGGGGAGGCUGGGGGACCCAGUGAUUCAGUACAAUCCAGGGAUGCAAUGCGGGCUUGUUUAAUCUUUGUGCCUGAACAGUUUUUCCAUGUUUAGAAAAGACAAAAAGACAAAAAAAAAAAAAACUGCUGCAGUUUUUCACAAGUGUAUAUGGUACCCUUCUGGAUGCUAUUGGUACAACCGGCUGCUGGGGUGUCAAGGCCUUAGAGGGACAGGGCCACUUAGCUCGCCUCCUUAUAGGGGAGUGAAUGGCGCCUGGCCUUCCUGCCCUGUCCAUGCAGUGGGACAGAGGGAGGUUUUUGGCCAAUUUCCUGCAAGCCCAGCAAGGGUGGAAGCUGAGGGCACUGGAGAGAAAGUGAAGCAAAGAUCAAACUCUGAUCCUUUUUCCUCAGCCUACCUUAAUCGUUCGCCCCCUCCCAUCUCAUUUCCUCCUUCCUGGAGCUUCAUGGCAGCGGCACUUACCGGGAUAUCUCAGUGGGAGGGCAAAAAGCCAGACCAGCCCUACGGCAGUGGGAAGGAUGGAGAGGAGGAGAAAGGCAGAGCCAACCAGGGGAAGGAGUGCAAGACAGACCAGCAGAAAAGGGCUGGGGAGAGGGGGUCCAGACCCCACAUGCUGUUAGCAGCCCCACCUCCCUGAGUCCUUGGCGUCCCACUUUGCAGACAGGGUACCAGCCUCCUGGUGUGUGUCAUAGGAGUUGUUCACAUAGUGUUAUGCAUGAUCUUCGUACGGUUAAGACGCCGUGGUGGUGCACCAUGACAUCCGACCCAUAUAUAUAAAGAUAAAUAUAUAUAUAUAUGUAUGUAAAUUAUAGCACUGAGGGCUCUGCCGCCCUGCUGGACCAAGCAAAACUAAGCCUUUUGGUUUGGGUAUUAUGUUUUGUUCUGUUAUUUGUUUGUUUUCGUGGCUUGUCUUAUGUCGUGACAGCACAAGUGCCAGUCCGAUGGCUCUGUAUUACAGAAUAGUGUUUUGAAUUAAUUGAUGUUCUAGUUCAUGUCUACCUCAGCACCUCCUCUUAGCCUAAUUUUAGGAGGUUGCCCAAUUUUGUUUCUUCAAUUGUACCGGUUACUUUUUGUACAAAUCAAUCAAUUAAUCUCUCUCUCUCUCUCUCUCUCCCUUUCUUUCUCCCUCCCUCCGACCCUCUCAAUUCUAUCUGUUUCAUUUUCUCUUUCCCUCUCCCCCUUCCCCCCUGUGGCCCCAGCCCAGCCCUGAGACCCCGUGUCCUGCUUGCCAGCCCUUUCUGUCCCGGCCCCAAAGCGGUUCACCCAAAUUUGUGCGGUCCUCGUUGCAGCUUUCCGCAUCUGCCUUCGUUUCGUGUAGAUUGAUGCGUUUCUUUGUAAUUUCAGUGUUUCUGACAAGAUUUAAAAAGAAAAAAAAAAAAAGAAGAAAAAAAUGAAUUUACUGCUGCAGGUUUUUUUCUCUCUCCAUGUGUCACUAAGUGAAGUUUGUGCCUUCUAUAGCAAAGAGAAUAUUUUUUACAUCCUACUAACAGUAGAUUUUUUUGUAGUGAACAUUUUUUGUAUUUUUAUUUAUAAGUCUCAUAAGAAAAAUAGCAAUGUUCAGUUGUAUACCUUGAAUCUGCAGUUAGAAGAGAAUAAAGUUAAUUCAGUUGUCUCUGG
Phacochoerus africanus (Common warthog) is the source of this 8501-nucleotide messenger RNA. RefSeq names its product zinc finger and BTB domain containing 16 (gene ZBTB16). Lineage: Eukaryota; Metazoa; Chordata; Mammalia; Artiodactyla; Suidae. The transcript is spliced from 7 exons. Gene Ontology annotation, biological process: regulation of transcription by RNA polymerase II. Bases 1204 to 3225 code for a protein of 673 amino acids. Gene Ontology annotation, molecular function: protein binding; RNA polymerase II cis-regulatory region sequence-specific DNA binding; DNA-binding transcription factor activity. The record is from RefSeq and is a predicted model, not a curated record.